Molecule: messenger RNA, 2379 nt
Organism: Onychomys torridus (southern grasshopper mouse)
Lineage: Eukaryota; Metazoa; Chordata; Mammalia; Rodentia; Cricetidae
Gene: Tnfrsf10b
Product: TNF receptor superfamily member 10b
Exons: 6
Coding region: 1-1026 (341 amino acids)
Biological process (GO): positive regulation of apoptotic process; TRAIL-activated apoptotic signaling pathway
Cellular component (GO): plasma membrane; cell surface
Molecular function (GO): protein binding
Source: RefSeq, a predicted model, not a curated record
AUGGCUCCCACGAGCAGCUACCAGUACUCAGAGCCAUACAAAAGGAACACAAUUUAUGACCUCAUGCAUCAGAUUGUGAACACAUGCUUCAACUAUGCAGUGGAUGAGCAGUCCAUACCUUUCUUACAGAUGCUGCAGGGUCUGCAUGAGUCCAGGCUGUUGGGAGAGCUGGUGAAGUCUUCACCAUCCGUGCAGGGCUUGCAAGCCCUGGUCUCAGGUGACAGGGACAUUGGGCAGAGUGGGUGGCUCCCCUUUCAUCACAUCUGGCCAGCAGCCUUCUCACGGAAUCUUAUCAUCUGUUCCUUGUGUGUGCCCAGGUGUACCAACGGAGAAGUUGAAGAGACUUCUUGUACCCCAAAGACAAACCGGAAGUGUAUCUCACUCUUAGGCCUCAUCAUAGUGCUUGUGGUACCUCUGCUGGUGGUUGGAGCUUUGGCUAUAAUUUGUAAGACUAGGCUCUGGAAGCGAGUAUUGCCGUACAUGAAAAGAGCCUAUCCAGGCCGUGAACAGGACCCUGAAAGUGUAAACGCUGUGAACGAGUCUCUCAUGGGAGUGCAGACAUCCAGCAUGGGAAAUGACUCUCGCUGCGACACGGAACUGGAGGAAGCUGUGAGUUCUCUAACAGGAAGGGAUUUUCUAGUCCCAGCAAAUGGAAUUGACCCAGUUGAUGGCCUGAAGCAAAUCUUCAGUUUCUGUCCGAGCGCCGUGCCCUAUAACUCCUGGAACAGCCUCAUGCGACAGAUGGGCCUCACAGACAAUGAGAUUCAAGUGGUCAGAGCUGAAACUCAGGGCCUACAAGAAGUCUUGUACCAAAUGCUGCUGAAGUGGCUCAACCAAACUGGCCGCAGUGCCUCCAUCAACCAUCUGCUGGAUGCCUUGGAGGCCGUGGGAGAGAGGUGCGCCCGGCACAAAAUUGAAGACCAUGCAGUGGAUUCUGGAAAGUUUGUUUAUCAAAAGGCUACAGCAGAGCCAGGCAUGGUGACACACGCCAGCACUGAGGAGACAGAGCUGGAAGAAUCUCUAUGAGUUCAAGACCAGCCUGGUCUAUAUGGUGAAUUCAGUAUAGCUAGGAUUGUGUAGAGAGAUCCUGUCUUUAAAAAAAGACACCUUUAGUGUCUUUAGAAUUAAUUUUAUUUUAUCUUUCUGUAUUUAUUGUCCUAUUACUGUAUUAUUGUCUUACUGGAAGCUGGACCUAGAGCCUUGUGAACACUAGGCAAGCAUUUGAACACUCAAAUGCAUCUCCAGCAUCUUGACUUGCCUUCUGUUCCAGCCUAUCUUUCUGGCCCUCUGGAGGUGGAGCCAGGAAGAUCAAGAUUUUGAGGUCAGUUGGGCUACAUGAGAACCUAUAACGUGCAUUCUAUUGGUAAAUUAUCACAUGCUGUCUAAACGUGUUGAGAGCUGACUAUGGGAAUAAAAAGGGUGCUCCUGUCCCAGGGUCUAACAUGUUCAUUUCACAUGUCUACCAAGACCCCUCGUCCACAGACAAACUGCCCCCUGCCCCCCCCCCCACCCCACCUCCCUGUAACAGGGGGAAACACAAAACAGCCCAAAUAUAGAAAUUUUAGCUGUCCUUGAGAACAGCUAAAAGGUCAUCAGUUUCCAACCAAGGUCAGUAGUAGCUCUUUAUUGUUAGACUCCAAACCAACCAGACUGCUGCACGGCUUCUCUGGCUCACAGUUGAGGGUCUGUCUGGAAUCUCUUAACGCCCAGGUGAACAGAUUUCUCACUCCCUCCAGUGAGUUUGCUGGUCUGGACACACAGAGAACCUAAAAAGCGCUACCUGUGGCGACCCAUCCCCCAUCCCCUUUCCUAACCACCUGCUGGGCAAUCAGUGGAAUCCUGGCUCCAAGUGCCUCUGAGACCCCAAAGAAACAAAUUCUGUUUUGUUCCAUGGCCUCCAUUCUCCUUAGUCUGGGUUCCAGCCCUCCUUUACAUAUACCUGACCUGUCUAGGCGUGGAUAACUGGGUCUUUUAAGCUAUACCACUUUAUAUUUUGGUUUGUCUUUGUCUUAUGGUUCUGGGUACUGGAUGCAGGUCCAGUUCAUACUUAGCACUUUCUUCGCCACUGGGCUACAACGCCAGUUUAUUGAUCUAUAAGUUUAAUGACUUUAUAGGUGUCUAUAAAUACUUACAUGUUUACAGGUAGGUGUUGCCAGAUGAGACUUGGGAACUGUAUCCACUGUGAUGAACAUGGCUGAUGGAUAAUCUUGAUUAGACUGUGAGGGGCUUUGCCCGGGAGAUGGCUCAGCAGAUAAAGGUGCUUGCCACCAAGUGUGAUGACCCAAGCUCUAUCCCCAGAAAUCAUAUGAUGGGAGACAAAAACAGACCCCUACAAGUUGUCUUCUGGCCUCUGUAUGUGUGAUGUGGCAUGAGCGUGUG